GGUGCUGCGUUUGGCGCGGAGCGCUACAAACUCUGGGCGCGGGGCAGCAGUGGAGAGGCCGCUCGCUCGCUCGCUCGUCUGCCGCUGUUUGCUCCACGCCGGUCGUAAGUGCCAAACGUGGCUCGCCAUGGGGCUGAUUCGCUUCUACGCGAGUCCAGAGCGCGGCUUGUGGAGCAGGAAGAUCGUGAAGAGCGCGGAGGCGGCCGCCUCGCUGGAGGCGGUGAGCGGCACCGCCGCCACGGAGCUCUGCUACAAUGUGGAGUGGGAGGGCCCCGAGGCGCCAACGGCCGAGGAGAGGCGCAAGCUCCUCUGGCUCUUCCACCCCAUGCUGGGCGGCCCGGCCGCGUCGAGCCAAAGCUGCCUGAACCCUGAAGGGAACGACUGCCUCAUCGAAGUCGGACCCAGGCUCAAUUUCUCCACCGCUUGGUCGACCAACGCGGUAUCCAUCUGCCACUCCAUCGGGCUGCAUCACGUGAAGCGAAUUGAAUGCUCGCAGCGCCAUCUCUUCAAGGUCCAUGGCGAGGAGGCGGUGGGCGAGCAGGCCCGGCGCGUGCUGGCGAGCGGCCUGCACGACCGCACGACGGAGUGCGUGUACGACCAUCCGCUGGGCUCCUUCGCGCUCAGCGUCCGCACGGAGCCCGUUACUGACGUCGACGUCCUGGGAGAGGGACGCGCCGCCCUGGAGAGAGCCAACCGCGAGCUGGGCCUGGCGCUGGAUGAGUGGGACCUGGAUUACUACACGCGACUGUUCCGCGAGCGCGUGGGCCGGAACCCGACGAGCGUGGAAUGCUUCGACAUCGCGCAGUCAAACAGCGAACACAGCCGCCAUUGGCUGUUCCGCGGCCGCCUCACCGUGGACGGCCAAGCCUUGGAGGAGUCGCUCUUCGACAUGAUCAUCGGCACUCAGCAGCACAGCAACCCCAACAACGUCAUCAAGUUCAGCGACAACAGCAGCGCCAUACGCGGAGGGGAGGUGCGCUGCCUGGUCCCCGCGGAGCCCGGCGCGCCGAGUGCGCUCCAGGAGACGCUCACCACACGGCACGUCAUCUUCACGGCCGAGACUCACAACUUCCCCACAGGUGUGGCGCCGUUCAGCGGGGCCACAACCGGGACGGGCGGGCGGAUUCGCGAUGUGCAGAGCACGGGCCGCGGCGCCCACGUCAUCGCCGGCACCGCCGGGUACUGCUUCGGCAACCUCCUUAUCCCCGGGUACGAGCUGCCCUGGGAGGACUCCUCGUUCCGGUACCCCGGCAACUUCGCCACCCCGCUGGAGAUCGCCGUCGAGGCCAGCAACGGGGCGUCGGACUACGGCAACAAGUUCGGGGAGCCGCUGCUGGCAGGCUUUGCGCGCUCCUUUGGGCUGCGCCUGCCGAGCGGCGAGCGUUGCGAGUGGGUGAAGCCGGUGAUGUUCAGCGGCGGCAUCGGAGCCAUCGAGGAUCGGCACGUCGGCAAGAUGCCGCCAGAACCCGGCAUGGCGGUGGUGAAGAUGGGAGGCCCGGCGUACAGAAUCGGCGUAGGAGGAGGGGCAGCCUCUUCCGUCGAGGUUCAAGGGGACAACUCGGCGGAGUUGGACCUGGGCGCGGUGCAGCGCGGCGACGCGGAGAUGGAGCAGCGAAUGAACCGUGCCCUGCGUGGCUGCAUCGAGAUGGGUGGCGACGCCAACCCGGUGCUGUCCAUACACGACCAGGGUGCGGGCGGCAACGGAAACGUUCUCAAGGAGCUCGUGGAGCCCGCCGGAGCCGUGAUCCACGCGUCCAACUUCUCGGUGGGGGACCCGACGCUGAGUGCGCUGGAGCUGUGGGGCGCCGAGUACCAGGAGAGCAACGCGCUGCUCGUGUCGCCGGGCGGGCUGCCCGCACUGCGCCGCCUGUGCCGCCGCGAGCGCUGCCCGCUGGAUGUCGUGGGCACGGUCACCGGCGACGGCAGGGUGGUGCUGGUGGAGGACCGGGCGGGGCAGGGUGGCGGUGCCGGUGGUGCAGGACGCGGCCCCCCCGUGGACCUGCAGCUCGACUGGGUGCUCGGCAAGAUGCCCCGCAAGGAGUUCGUGAUGGCGCACGAGAACGUCGCCCUGGCGCCGCUGCAUCUGCCCGAUGGUCUGAGCGUUCGUCAGGCGCUGGAGCGAGUCCUGCGCCUCCCGUCGGUCGCAAGCAAACGCUACCUCACCAACAAGGUGGACCGCUCGGUGACGGGCCUGGUGGCCCAGCAGCAGUGCGUGGGGCCUCUGCACACGCCGCUGGCCGACGUGGCGGUCGUGGCCCACUCGAUGUGCGGCACCGUCGGUGCGGCCACCAGCGUCGGGGAGCAGCCCAUCAAGGGCCUCGUGGACCCGGCUGCCGGGGCCCGCAUGGCGGUGGGGGAGGCCCUCACCAACCUGUGCUUCGCCCGCACUGAUUUGCGCGACGUGAAAUGCAGCGGGAACUGGAUGUGGGCCGCCAAACUGCCCGGGGAGGGCGCGCGCCUCGUGGCCGCGUGCCGGGCCAUGUGCUCGUGCAUGCGCCAACUCGGCAUCGCCGUGGACGGUGGCAAGGACUCGCUCAGCAUGGCCGCCCGUGUCGGCUCCAACACCGUCAAGGCUCCCGGUGACCUCGUGAUUUCGGCCUACGUGGGCUGCCCUGACAUCACGGCCACCGUAACCCCAGACCUCAAGAGCCCGGAUGGCGAAGGCGUGCUGCUGCACGUGUCCCUGGGGCCCGCCAAGCACCGGCUGGGUGGCAGCGCACUGGCGCAGUGUUACGGGCAGAUCGGGGACUCGAGCCCCGACAUGGAUAGCCCGGAGACGGUGGUGGCCGGCUUCAACGUCACGCAGGAGCUGCUGGUUGAGCACGCGAUAUCGGCGGGACACGAUGUGAGUGACGGCGGACUGCUCGUGUGUCUGCUGGAGAUGGCCUUCGCUGGGAACCGCGGCAUCGAUGUUGAAAUGCCGGGCGAAGCCGGCUCCUCCGCACUGGAGCUGCUCUUUGCCGAAGAGCUGGGCCUGGUGCUGGAGAUGUCUCCGGCUCUCGCUGAUGCCGUGUGCCGUCGCUACCGCAGCGCCGGCGUGGCGUGCAGGCGUGUCGGGCGCAUCGUCGGAGAGGGGGAGACGGCGCAGGUGCGUGUGUGCGUGUCGGGAGAGGAGCUGCUGAGUGAGCCACUGGGCGCUCUGCGCGAUGUCUGGGAGGCCACCGGCUUCGCCCUGGAGGAGCUGCAGGCCAACCCGGCCUGCGUGCGGCAGGAGCGCGAGGGGCUGUCCCGGCGCGUCGCCCCCCCUUACCGCCUGACCUUCGACCCCAGCGUUUCUCCAAGUGUUCCAAAGAGCCUCGCGUCGGCGCGGCCCCUCGUGGCCACGGUCCGGGAGGAAGGCAGCAACGGGGACCGGGAGAUGGCGGCGGCCCUGCACAUGGCCGGCUUUGAGGUGUGGGACGUGACGAUGAGCGACGUGUGCACGGGCGCCGGGACGCUUGAGCGCUUCCGAGGCCUCGUCUUCGUCGGCGGCUUCAGCUACGCGGACGUCCUGGGCUCCGCUAGAGGCUGGGCGGCGUCCGUGCUGUUCAACGCGAGCGCCCGCGCGCAGUUCGCGGCGUUCCGGCGCCGAUCCGACACCUUCAGCCUCGGCGUCUGCAACGGCUGCCAACUCAUGGCGCUGCUGGGCUGGGUGGGCGACGGCGCCGGCGGCGUGGACGAUGGCGGUGACGGCCACGAGGAGGCACUGGCGCCCGGCGUGGUGCUGGCAUCCAACGUGUCGGGCCGCUUUGAAUCGCGCUUCGUGAGCGUGCGCGUCCAGGAGGACUCCCCAGCACUCAUGCUGAGCGGCAUGGGGGGCUCCGUGCUGGGUGUGUGGGUGGCGCAUGGAGAGGGUCGCAUGGCAUUUAGCAGCGAGGAGCAGCUGGAGCGCCUCAUCGCGGGCAAGCUGGCACCCCUCCGCUACGUGGACGACCAGGGCAGCCCCACCGAGAGCUACCCCCUCAACCCCAACGGCUCGCCGCGCGGGGUGGCUGCGCUCUGCUCGCCGGACGGGCGCCACCUGGCCAUGAUGCCGCACCCGGAGCGCUGCGUGCUGCCCUGGCAGUGGGCGUGGGCGCCCGCCGCGUGGCGCGGCUCCGUCACGACCUCGCCGUGGCUGCGCUUGUUCCGCAACGCUCGCGCCUGGUGCCUGCAGGACGGCGCCGCGGCGUCCCAAUAGGCGACGGCGCCGCGCGACGGGACCCGCGGUUGCCGCCCGUGUCCCGGUGGUCCCCGCGUCGUCCUCCCUCUGGAGCGCCCUCUGGUGGAGACCCUCCUGCCGGCGAUCGAGGGUCCGCACCCUGGCCCCGAUGUGCCGCGGUGGGGGGGGCCUCGUUAACGACGCAGCUUCUGAACCAUCUCUUCUGCUUCUCACGUCUUUAAAGACGAACCUGAUUCUCCGGGACUAUUCACAUGCACAACUGUUCACCAGCCUAAAUAAUGAAUGGGUCACAACCCACAACCUCUUUACCCCCCCCACUCCAGAACCAGCAGUGGAAAUUCCACAGUGCAAAGGCAAUGGCGUACCUGGUGGGACGUGAAUACGUUGCGAUUGGAGAGACAAAGGUGGCCGGGAUUGUCGUUGGCCACUACUCUCCGUUGUGUGCCGUGCCGACCUUCAUAGGUUGCUCUCUAACGACAUUUGCCGCCCUGCUAGUCUGAAGCUAUACGGGGAUCUCUGUCAUUGUUGUACGAGCUCAUUGGCCUUGGGAGAGAUGCUGUACGCACAAGGGGUGACCCCAAAUCGCUGGUGUUCAACUCAAUUGAUUGCAGUGUGGAAAUUCCACGUUCCCGUGGUAUGGGCAUAGUGCAGGCUUGCUGCUGUACAGCCGGCAUGCCUCUAUGACCAUAGCUGCCUGCACUCGCUGUCUGCUCUUGGUGCCGCUGCUGUCCUCAGACGGCUGUAGUAUUCCACGUGUCGCUGAUGAUCCUUGUUCCGAGCGAAGCUCCCCCGUCAGUCGGAGGCCCUUUCGCCAGCUCGCGGUGGCAUGGAGCAGCCACUCGCACGGCUGUUAAAACGCUCGGCAAUGCUCACCCACGCAAAACGUGAAUUAUUUAAAAUAAUGUCCGUCCCCUGCGUAGCCACUGCUUGAUGGAAGGGGCUGCGCACUGCUCCGACAAACGCAUCGCGCUGUAUUUGCCGUGACCGUGCCUUAGGAACGUUUGCAAUCUUCAUUCAUUCGUUCAACUGUUGCUGCUAGAACGCCGCCAAUAAAACAAACGCAAG
Lethenteron reissneri (Far Eastern brook lamprey) is the source of this 5206-nucleotide messenger RNA. It is a transcript of the gene PFAS, whose product is annotated as phosphoribosylformylglycinamidine synthase. Gene Ontology annotation, molecular function: phosphoribosylformylglycinamidine synthase activity. NCBI's taxonomy places the organism in Eukaryota, Metazoa, Chordata, Hyperoartia, Petromyzontiformes, Petromyzontidae. The record is from RefSeq and is a predicted model, not a curated record. Gene Ontology annotation, biological process: 'de novo' IMP biosynthetic process. Gene Ontology annotation, cellular component: cytoplasm.